Messenger RNA from Tetranychus urticae (two-spotted spider mite), 808 nucleotides. It is a transcript of the gene gdl, whose product is annotated as gonadal protein gdl. Lineage: Eukaryota; Metazoa; Arthropoda; Arachnida; Trombidiformes; Tetranychidae. The record is from RefSeq and is a predicted model, not a curated record.
CAGUAUGAUUCAUACAGCUGAAAACAUAUGCUCUGGUUUGACAUCUUGAGAGUCUAUCACAUUCAGUAUUGUUUUUUAUUUAAUUUUAAUACUCAAUUUACGCUAAACGACCAAUUAAUUGGAUUGUGAUUAUUUCAAUUGGAACAUGGCUACCAUCAGCAGUUACAGUACGGAAAUUGACUCUAGUGGUAAUGAUAACCCUGACAAUGACUUGAUCAAAAGACAAUUACAACUAAAACAUUAUAAGUUGCUAAACGAAUUACAGACAAUGUCAAGUGAAUUACCAAUGGAAUAUCAACAAAGAAUCUCACACGAGCUUUUAUCCAGCCUAGCCAGCUGUCUACUCGACGAUACAGUAUUUCAAAUUGUUAAUGGCUUGCAAGAUAUCCAACAAUUAACCGAAAAAAAUUUGUUUCAAAAGCGUAUGAAAACAUCUGAAGCGCUUAAGGCUAAAAAAAUUGCACUUCACAAGAAGCACAAAGAAUAUAUAGCAACCGGAGCAAUGACAAUGGAUCAAGUUAGAGAUGCUGAAGAUGCUUUUGAUGCACAAAUCGAAGAAGAAAUGAGAAAACUCGAUAUGCAAUUGAUAAUGGAAUUAGAUCAAAUCGUUAGUGAUCAACAAGUGACUCUCGAAAGAGCUGGAGUUCCUGGCUUUCAUGUAACAAACAAACCAAAUGAGAUAAAGUUGCAGAUGCAUUUUUUACAAUUUAUCUUGAGUUUGAAACACGAAAACAACUCAAAAAAUUGUUAAACCAACUUUUUUUAGUUGAAAAAUUAAAGCGACUGUAUAAAUAAUUUGUAAAGAUAA